This is a messenger RNA of Aspergillus wentii DTO 134E9, 2523 nucleotides long. RefSeq names its product WD40 repeat and Utp12 domain-containing protein. Gene Ontology annotation, cellular component: nucleolus. The record is from RefSeq and is a predicted model, not a curated record. NCBI's taxonomy places the organism in Eukaryota, Fungi, Ascomycota, Eurotiomycetes, Eurotiales, Aspergillaceae. Bases 1 to 2523 code for a protein of 840 amino acids. The transcript has 2 exons. Gene Ontology annotation, biological process: maturation of SSU-rRNA from tricistronic rRNA transcript (SSU-rRNA, 5.8S rRNA, LSU-rRNA). Gene Ontology annotation, molecular function: protein binding.
AUGGGCAAGAAAGCGUCUCGCCCGCCCGCCUCGAAGACUUCCUCCGCGGCGUCGCCUGCGGUCUCCGGCCUCACACACACCGGGAAUAAGUCUUCGAUACUGCGGUCAGCAUUUUCGCCGUCUGAAUAUCAAUUGGCUUUGUUUGCAUCGGUCAUCCAGGGCCUCGAUGGCCAGCAUCUCCGCAUCCACGACACUAUCACCGGUCGAUUGCAGUGUGAGCAUGUCUUAGGCUCCAAGGAAGUUAUCACAUCGCUCGACUGGGGCUACUACCCGGGUAGACAGGGAGGUCAACAGCAGCAGUCCAAGAAGAAGAGGAAGAGGAAUUCCGAUGUCAAUGGGUUGGAACAGGGAGACGUUGUCGUUGCCUUUGGCACAAGCACCUCCGACAUCCGGAUGUACUCGCCCACGGAAGACAAGAUCGUUGGAACUCUCGCAGGUGUACACGAAAAGGGCAUCAAGGAUUUCAAAUUCACCGCGAAUCAGCCCGGUCAGGAGGGUUGGAGCAUCGGAGGUGAUAACAAACUCGUGCAGUGGGAUCUGCGCACCGGUCAGAGUACAAGAAUAAUCAAUCUUCCCGCUUCUUCAACAUUUACCUCUCUCUCCCGCCCGUCCUCUUCGAAUACACCUGUUGUCUGCGCAUCUCAGACACCAUACAUAAUCAACACCGAGAGCGCAGACCAAGCACCCAUCUCAUUUCCGGCGAUGCGGAAUCCCAUUCAAACCCUCAUCUCGGCUUCCACAGAGUCCGCAGUUGCAGGAGCAUUCUUGGCCUCUGACAAUGACCGGUACAUCAACGUCUUCGACCCUCAGAGCCAGAAGAUCGUCAUGAACCUCGUCGCUGACAAGGAGGUGGCUUCAUUGUCCUUCCAUGCUGGUCCUGGUGAAAAGGCCGGUGAUGCCCCGACAUUAGAGAAGCAGAUCCUUGCAGCUGUGACAGACGACGGCACAAUUGAAAUUUUCACAAAACCAUUUUUCCAGCAGGCUCAGAAAACCAACAGUCUCAAGGCCAAGGGAAGGCAGAUGACUCGGAGAGCGGACGCAUCCAUCAAGAUUACCAAAUCUGAAGGUUCUGAGGCUCUUGUUACUGUCGUAACAACAUCGUUCCAGGGACCUGACUUGGUUGUUGCCUGCGCAGAGGGAGGUGUCAUCCCAGUAUUCGAACGAAUCAGGUUGCUCAAUGAGGAUACUGAGGAGUUGUCAUUUACUGGUCUGAAGAAGGUUGCCAAGACCAAGUCUAGCUCAGCACUCGGUACAGUGACCACAAAUGGCGGAAAGAACGCCGGUGAAAGCCAUGUUGAUGAGUCGAGAGCCGUUGUCGAGCAGGGAAAUAUGGCAGAUGACGACAUUGAGAUGCAAGACACAACACAGGAUGCCGCUUCGAAUGCCGAUAGUGAGGAGGAUUCGGACGAUGACCAAGCGCCCAAGAAGACAAACAACAAGAAGGAGUCGCGGAAAACGAACGAAGCGGAGAGCGAUGUCGAGAUGGAUAAUGCGCAAGGCUCCGGCCCGGAGGACGAAGAGGACGAGGAAGAAACAGGAGAACCUUCGUUUGGAGAGCUUAUGCGCGCUAAUGCCGCUGAGGAAAUCGACGUUGAGGCUGAGCUUGAGGAUGAUGUCCGAAUGGGCCCUUACGUGCCCAGCAAGCCCAAGACUGCUGUUCAACAGAUCCCCACGGGCGUUUCUCUGUCCACAGUGCUCUCCCAGUCCCUCAAGACCAACGACAAUGACAUGCUCGAAUCAUGCUUCCACACCGGUGACCUUUCGAUCAUCCGCAACACCAUUCAGCGUUUGGACUCCUCGCUCGCCGCCACCCUCCUCCAGAAACUCGCCGAGCGCCUCUCCUCCCGCCCCGGUCGCUACGGUCACCUCCUCGUGUGGGUUCAGUGGACGUGCGUGGCACAUGGUGGUGCACUCGCCGGCAAGCCCGACCUGCUGAAGCGGAUGGCAACCCUGUUCAAGGUCAUGGACCAGCGAUCGUCCAGCCUGCCUUCCCUGCUCUUGCUCAAGGGCAAGCUCGACAUGUUGGAUGCACAGCUCGGACUGAGACAGUCCAUCCGCAGCGGCGCAGAGGGCAUGGACAGCGAGGAUGAGGACAAUGUUAUCUACGUCGAGGGACACGAAGACGAUGAUGACGAGGACAGCGACGCGGACACCAAGGCCGCAGCAACCCCGCGCAAGUCGAUACGCGACCAAGCUUUCGAUGAAGACGAGUCUAUGAUGAACGGUGUCGACGAGUCAGACAAUGACGAGGACGAUGGCAGCGAGGAGGAAGAAGACGAAAACGCAGACGUCUUCGACGUUGAGGCCGAGGAAUCCGCCGGCUCCUCCGAUGCCGAAGAAUCCCUGGAAGAGAACGAAGACGACGAUGAGGAUGCCGAGAGCACCGGCUCGAUGGUGGACUUUAUCGCCGACACGGAAGACGAAGCCUCAGAAGAUGAAGGUGCAUCUGCCCCUCAACCCCCACCGUCCAAGAAGGUUAAGGUGGGUGGAGGCAAGGGCAAGAACAAGGCAGGAAGAAGAUAA